Anguilla anguilla (European eel) is the source of this 3013-nucleotide messenger RNA. RefSeq lists its product as uncharacterized. Lineage: Eukaryota; Metazoa; Chordata; Actinopteri; Anguilliformes; Anguillidae. The transcript has 7 exons. Gene Ontology annotation, biological process: microtubule cytoskeleton organization. Gene Ontology annotation, molecular function: microtubule binding. Gene Ontology annotation, cellular component: cilium; cytoplasmic microtubule. The coding region runs from base 657 to 2843 and encodes 728 amino acids. The record is from RefSeq and is a predicted model, not a curated record.
AAACCAAUGUGUUAGGAUGAUUGCCUAGCACAUACCAAUGUGAUUUUGUCCGCUCUGCAGAACUAACCCUUCCCACACUGUGCUGUGGCAGUGCCACUUUCACUGCUAUUGAAUUACUUAACUUAAGCUAAUGAUAAGUAGUAAUAUACAAUUUGUACCACUUUAGGCUUUGACAAGCAGUGUUUCUUCUGGAAAUGUGUAUCUUUUUAAACAAAUGUUUCAACAAACAUUCUGCUAUCCGUAACACAAAAAGCACAUGUGACAACUACGAACCAUAUUGUUUGUCCUUUAUUUUGUCCAACACUACACUUAGCAGUGUGUUUAAAAAACAACAUGUUUUUGUGUAUAAUAUGCUUUUGAGUUCUACUACUGCUUUAAGUUAUACAACCAGAGUAUGAAAGCAUACUAUCUGGUAAUACUGGUAAUAUAUCAUUUUAAAUAUGAUAAAAACUUGGACCCUUGGCAAAAAACUGUCUUCAGGAAAUCUAUAUCUCAUUUAUUAAUCUGCUGCUAUGGAUGCAGUAUCAACAAAAACAAAAAUUCCAAAAUCUUUUUCUUACAGCAUAAUGCUUUGCUAUUGGAAUGGUUGUGUGCACUGUUGCAUCACUUUGAUGGAACAGUGUGAAUAAUGGUCAGAAAUUCUAAAUGAAUGUUUAAUGUUAUACAUUUUAAGAAACACUACUGAACUAUUAAUGCAUACAAUACAUAUUUCUGGGAAGGAUUACUGGAUACUCAUGGAAUAUCAGGGACUGAAACGACAGUUAGAUAAACUCCAAGAGGAGAACAUGAGGAUGAAGGUAGCCCUUAGGCAGCUGAGGACCGAAAACCAACAUCUACUGACUAGAAGCAGAAGAAACACAGUUUCACACCACUGCAGUGUGAGUGUGGAACAGGAGCCCAGCACCCUGCAGCAGCAGCCUGAGGCCUUCCGCAUCCAGCUGCUGGGCAAGGACAGCAAGAUGGCGGCUGUGUGCCCGCUGGAGAAGGAGAGGAAGAUGGCGGCUGUGUGCCAGCUGGAGAAGGAGAGGAAGAUGGCGGCUGUGUGCCAGGUGGAGAAGGAGAGGAAGAUGGCAGCUGUGUGCCAGCUGGAGAAGGAGAAGAAGAUGGCGGCUGUGUGCCAGGUGGAGAAGGAGAGGAAGAUGGCGGCUCUGUGGCCGGACAGCCCGCAUGCUGGGCUGCAGAAGCUGAAGGGGGCUCUGACAGAGCACCAGGCCCCCCCCUUCCUGAGAACAACGGUCCAGUCCGCAGGCGAUGCUGCUAGCCUGGACACAAAGCAAAACCUUGCACCCCUGAAAAAGCGCAUGGGGGUGGACCGUGCCCACCCACUGGAGCCAAUAACCGUGAAGAAAAUCCACAACAACGGCGUCAAAGAGGCGGAGCAGUGUCAGCCACGCCCGCUGCUCUCCUCUCAGCCAAUGGCGGCUCCGGAGGCCGACACGGUCAGCAGCGGAAGGGGCCGGGCCAUUAAGGCUAAUGAGUACAUGGCCUGGUCGAUAGACAGCAUGGGGGACAAUAUCAUGAACUUCUGCAAGGACCUGCUCCUCCGAGCCAAGGCCAAAGAAGCCGACCGCAAGGUGACUGAGAUGAGUGAGAUUAUUUACUACGAGGGCCCUGAAAAACUUCAGGUCCUCCGCUCCACAGAUGCCAGGACUAAUUCUGAAUCUCGCACCCCUGAGUGUGAUGCCCCUGAGUCUCACGCUACUGUAUCCAACCCUGAGCGCACUCUGGACUCAUCCAUCAAACAGAGGAGCAGGCUGCCCUAUCUGAAGAGGCUCCACACCCACAUGGACACGAGUGGCACCCCCUGGUACCCCCACCAGAACACACAGGACCCCAAACUGCUGCCCGAUGAACAAAACAGCCAGCCCUGCAGCCGCAGGAAGACCCAGGGCGUCAUGGAGACCGGCAGAAAUGGACAAAAACGCACAAAAUUACGUCUAAAGAGGGUCAAAAAAUCCACAAAGAGCCACACGGCCCACAAUUCUGUUCACAAAACACCCCCAACCUGUGAGCCGAAAGAUGACCCCCCCUGCCCACGCAGGCUCCUCCCCCUCAUGAGGACCUGCAUCCCCCAGACAGAAAGCCCAGGCGAGCCGUCCCAGGGCCCCCCGGGACCCAGCUGCAGGGACCAGGAGCAGCACAGGCCCCUCUCCAAGCCUCAGCUGGCCCUCGACCACACCUUCCAGCUUCUCGGCUCGGACCGCUGGGAGCAGAAGAUAGAGGGUCUGACCCGUAUCCGGAGGCUGGCACAGUGGCACUCGGAUGUCCUUGUGGCCCGUCUCCAUGACGUCUGCAUGGCUGUCAUCCUGGAGGCAGGCUCACCACACACUCUCAGCCUGAAUAUCUCCCACUUCUGCAUUCAUUCCUCAGUGGAGAACCUGAGGUCCCUGGUGUCUCGUGCUGCUGUGGCAACGCUGGGAGAACUGUACCUGCACCUGCAGCGCACCAUGGAUACAGAGCUGGAUUGGACCACCAAGGUGCUGCUCCAAAAAGCCGGAGAGUCCAACAGUUUCAUCCGGCAGGAUGUGGGCGUGGCCUUGGGUCACAUGCUGCGCUGCUGCACCCCGUCCCGCAGCAUGAAGGCUCUGCUCAACGGGGGCCUAAGACACCGUAAUGUCGCCGUGAGGGAGUGCGCCGCUCACCAGCUGGAAGCUCUGGUUGAGAGCAUGGGGACGGCUCGCCUGCUCUGCUGCAAAAAGGACAUCAUGAACAGCUUCCUGUCCGCCGUCAGACGAAUGCCACAGGACUCCUCACAGGAAGUCAGAUGCUGUGGUCAACAAAUUAUGGGAAUUUUGAAGGCUCACCAGGACUUUCAGAAGAAGAUGAAAAAGUUUUUCCCUUAAAAUGACUAAUGUCUCAAUUUGAGAUAUUUUAUCCGAUAAUAGUAUGAAAAUUUGGUAGAAGAGCUGUGAAGAUAUACGAAUGCAGCCUGCCUGAUGUUCCCAUGUCUACAUUUUGACAAUUUCUAUGUUUUAUACUUACAAAGAUUUCAACAAUAAAAUGAAGAAGCAUA